Molecule: messenger RNA, 3041 nt
Organism: Nycticebus coucang (slow loris)
Lineage: Eukaryota; Metazoa; Chordata; Mammalia; Primates; Lorisidae
Gene: C13H8orf33
Product: chromosome 13 C8orf33 homolog
Exons: 5
Coding region: 10-762 (250 amino acids)
Source: RefSeq, a predicted model, not a curated record
GCACCGCAGAUGCCUUUUGGAGGAAGGAAUUCGGCAUCGGACCUGAGGUGGCUUUGGUGGUGGUCGCGGCGUAUGGCGGCUCUAAGUCAUUCUGCUCUGGAGGCUCCGGCGGCCCCAGGCCCGGGUACCGCCCGCGCUCCCUGCAGACCCCGGGCCUCUGGCCCGGCUUCCAGCUCCCAGAAUCCUCCCGCUGUUUGUCUCUGCUCAGGGCGACGCACAAGCAGUGACGCCCCCUGCGCAGCACACCCGGUAGGCGGUCAAGGUGACGCAUUCUUCAGGAAGCAAAAGAAUAAGAAGAAAACCUGGAACAGGGCCUCUGUGGCGAAUGGAGGCAGGAAGACCUCAGAAAAGCCUGCCCCGGAGGAAGCCCCCCUGAGCGCUGAGGCCCAGGCGAAGCAGUUGGCCCAGGAACUGGCCUGGUGUGUGGAGCAGCUAGAGUUGGGCCUCAAGACGCAGAAACCCACCCCGAAACAGAAAGAGCAGGCAAUGGGGGCUAUCCGAACUCUGUGCAGCAAAAGAACCCCCCUGCCCCGGAAGAGGCAGUUGAUGCGCUCCUUGUUUGGGGACUAUAGGGCUCAGAUGGAAGCAGAGUGGCAUGAGGCCCUGCGGUCUCUCAGGUCUGCUGCUCAUUCCGCCCAGGUGCAUCCUGUAGAUGAAGCCACCAGAAAGAAGAGUCGAAGGGUCUGCAGGCCUCGCCCUGCAGUGAGAAUCCAGGCCACUGUGGACACUCCUGAUGAAGAGUUUAAGUUCAGUUUCUUUUAGACUCCAAUCUUGGCACAGUUUCCCUCCUGAAGGGUAGUGUGGGGUUUGUCUUGAGUGCAGAACUUUUGUAGGAAUUCUCUCUUGACAAAUGUGAGGCUGUUCUGUCCCUGGUUGGUCUGAGGAUCUGGGGCUACUGGUUAGGUAUGGGACUGUUAGAUAGGCACAGGACCCCAUUUGUAGGAUUUCUGAUGAAAUGUUCCUCCUGCCAGGAGAUCAGUACAUUUAGAAAAUAUUCUACAAUAAAUUGAAGUGUAUGUUUAGUGUGUUAUAAAAAGGGUAUUGUAUUCAGUCUUUAGGUUGGUAGCAAGGAUUAGUGGGGAAACUACAUGAUUGUAUACUGCUCACUUUUGAAAGGAUUCCCUAUACAAUGGGUUAGUGCUUCAUGCUGUUAUGGCAUAUUGCCCUAAUCUCUCUCUCUGUCUCUCUCUUUUUUUUUGAUAAAAAUGGAUAAUGAGUGAAAGAGUGCACUGUUUGUGUUAAAGGAAGUACAGAUUAGGGAGGAGUCUGGCACUUCUGGUCCAGGUUCUCCAGAGCUUGGUCCUUUGUCCAUGUUGCCUUUUUUUAAAAAGACAGUCUCACUUUCUCGCCCUCUGUAGAGGGCUGUGAUGUCACAGCUCUCAGCAACCUCCAACUCUUGGGCUUAGGCAAUUCUCUUGCCUCAGCCUCCUGAGGAGCUGGGACUACAGAUGCCCGCCAGAACACCCAGCUAUUUUUUAGUUGCAGUUUGGCCAGGGCAGGGUUCGAACCCACCACCCUAGGUAUAUGGGGCUGGCACCCUACCCACUGAGCCACAGGUGCUGCCCAGAAGUUUACUUUUUUUUUUUUUUUUUUUUGUAGAGACAGAGUCUCACUUUACCACCCUUGGUAGAGUGCCAUGAUGUCACGGGACUCACAGCAACCUUCAGCUCUCGUGCUUAGGUGAUUCUGUUGCCUCAACCUCCCAAGCAGCUGGGACUACAGGUGCCCGCCACAACGCCCAGCUAUUUUGUUGCAGUUUGGCCGAGGCUGGGUUUGAACCCACCACCCUUGGUAUAUGGGGCCGGCGCCCUAACAGGCGCCGCCCAGAAGUAUACAUUUUUAUUUUAUUUUUAGCUGGCCUAGGUUCGAACCCGCCACCCUUGGUAUAUGAGCCUGGUGCCCUAACCACUGUGCUAUGGGAGCCGAGCCAGUCCAUGUUGCCUUUGUUCCUGAGCAGGUGUCAUUUUCAGUUAACCAUUGUAGCUUCCAUCAGACUACUCUCUGUCCUUGGGAACAGGGAGUCUCUUGCUCUGGAUUGUGCUUUAAUGGACCUCCUAGUAUCUAAAUGUUGGUGGCUCCAGGCAUCAGUCUUAGGUCCUUUGCCCCAUUGAGUUGGGAUCUUCAGGUGACCUGAUCCUCCUCAGCAGCUUGAUCUUAACUAUUGUCUUCCAAACUUGCAUUCCAGACUAGAUGGAUACUUAGAGCCCAACUGCCAUCUCCACAUUAGUGUUUCAUAGGUCUUUCAAACUUAAUUUGUUCAGAACACCUGAUGAGACUCCUAAUCUCCCUUUGUUUUCUGCUUUUUGGUGAAUGGUGUUACUGCCCAUCUACUUGAUUAGAUUAAAACCUGUAUCACCUCUGUUGCCUCCUUUCUCCAACACUGUAUGUCCAAUACUUUAGCUGGUAUGUCAGCUCUGUCUUCAAAAUAAAUCUCAGAUCUUUCACGUGUUCAUUAUCUUUGCUGAUGCUCAUUCUGGUUCUGCCCUCUUACUUGCCUGCUGUGCUAACUUUCUAACAUUAAUCUCCAUUACUGUCUGUUCACUGUCUGUACCCUUCAUGGAUGUUGGAUAACAUUCUCCUGAUCCAGUGACUUCCCUUUGCCCAGAAUACAAUAUGAAGGCUGAUGGGAAGGCCCUACACAGGCCUGCACAUGUCUGCACACCUGACGGCCCCUUUAAUUUGGUCCUCCCUCUGCUCCUAAAGUAACCAGACUCUUACCUUGCUUCGAGUCUUAAAACUUGUCCCUUUCACUCAAAUUGCUGUUUUUCUAGAUAUUAGCAUGACUGGCUUCUGGGAAAGGAACUCUGCUCUGUCAUUCAUCAGUUCAAGGUAACAGGUUCAGAUAAAACAGGAAACAGUUUUUCUUUGCCUUUUUUUUUUCCUUUUUCUUUUUUUGAGGCAGUCUUACUAUGUCACCCUUGGUAGAGUGCCAUGGCAUCACAGCUCACAGCAGCCUCAAACUCUUGGGUUUAAGUAAUUCUCUUGCCUCAGCCUUCCAAGUAGCUUGGACUGCAGGCGCCUGCCACAAUGCUUGGGUAUUU